Phycomyces blakesleeanus NRRL 1555(-) is the source of this 596-nucleotide messenger RNA. RefSeq lists its product as hypothetical. NCBI's taxonomy places the organism in Eukaryota, Fungi, Mucoromycota, Mucoromycetes, Mucorales, Phycomycetaceae. The record is from RefSeq and is a predicted model, not a curated record. Bases 21 to 215 code for a protein of 64 amino acids. The transcript is spliced from 3 exons.
UUUGUUUCCAUUUCAUCAUCAUGGCCCGCGGUAACCAGAGAGAACAAGCUCGUGCAAAGAACCAGAAGAAGAUGGCUGAAGCCAAGAAGGGCAAGACAUCUCUCAACGGCCAGACCAUCAAUCAGAAGAAGGAGAGUGAUGCUGCUAUUAUGCGUGCCAAGCAAGAAGCUGCUUUGGCCAAAAAGGAGCAGGAAAGCGCAGCAGGAAAGGCCUAAUUGAAGAAGAACAAAAAGAAGAGAUCGUUUCUUGUGCAGACUUUGGUUAUUCCAAAAGAACCGAAUUUAUCCCACUUAUUUUUCACCCCUCUUCAAUCCCCCCAUUACCCCCUCACUUUUUACUACCAACAUUUUUGGAAGAAGAAAAAAAACCUCAACAAGACCAACAAUAGCAACAACAGCAAACAACAGCAAACAACAACAACAAAAAAAGGAGAGAGAAAGAGAGAAAAUGGCGCUUCAAAAUAUUUGCCUCAUUUUCUUCCUUUCUUUUUGAUUUUUGUAACAAUUGACUUGGCUCACCAUUUUUUUUACGAUGUAUGUUUCUAGAUCAACCAAAACAUGUUUCCAAAAAGUAUAAAAGAAUCCUAAAAAAAAAGC